AUGAAUACUUCAAGACUAAAUAAAUAUUCCAUACUUACUUUCUGUCUAAUACUAAUAACCUUCAUUUCUUCUAUGUCUCAAGCCAAAUCCACAACUUCUUACAUCUUAAGCAUCGAUAACGGAGACAAAGCUACAACUGACAGUAGUAGUGUAUUACAAAAUGUUAAAACUUUACUAACUGAAUUUCAAGGUGUUGUCACACAUGAAUACAGUUUGAUUAAUGGGUUAAGUUUCGAAAUGGACCCAAAUAUUUUCACUACAAAUGUUCAAGAUAAAUUAAUCUCCUUAGGUGACAAAGCUGGUGUUAAAGUCAAUAUCGAGAAAGACCAAGACGUUCAUGCAUUUACUGGUAAACAUUAA
Molecule: messenger RNA, 360 nt
Organism: Maudiozyma saulgeensis
Lineage: Eukaryota; Fungi; Ascomycota; Saccharomycetes; Saccharomycetales; Saccharomycetaceae
Source: the annotation of a GenBank genome assembly